GACCUGCCACCAGUGGAGAACGACAGAAGGCCCCGAAAGCUUCUUAAAUUUAUAGACGAUGAAAGCAGGCGUAUUGGGGCUCCGUUUCAUUUUAUAAAGCGCAUUAUCGUCUUCCUCACGAUGAUUAUAGAGAAUGUGGACGCCCUCAAGUCGUGGCUGGCGAAACUCCUAGAACCAAUAUGUGAUGCUGACCCCUCUGCGUUGGCCAAUUACGUUGUGGCUCUGGUGAAGAAGGACAAACCGGAGAAGGAGCUCAGAGCACUUUGUGCCGAUCAGCUCGACGUCUUCCUGCAAAAAGAGACUAUAGGCUUUGUGGAUAAACUUUUUGAAUGUCUGACAAGCAAGAACUACCAGGGGAACCCCAUUGCCAAGGAAGUUCCAAAAGAAGUUGUUAACCUUCCACCAGCCAAAUCAGAUGCAUUGGAUAUUGAGGCUCCAGAGGAGGAGAGAGAAAACAGGCGCAGGAGAAGUCCUCUGAGAAACCGCUCCGACUUCAACGAGUCCAGGAGUCGCGACGACAGGAGGCGGGACGAGCGCAAGAGGCGCGACUUCGAUCGUCACAGCAAGAGCAGCGGUGGCGGCGGCGGCGGCGACUUGCACCGCGAGCGGGAGCGUCACGAACGUCGCAAAGGGAGCUCCCGCGGGAGGAGCAACAGCCGCAGCCGGAGCCGGAGCAGGAGUGGCAGCCGGGGGAAGAGCAGAGGACGAGACUUCAAGUCAAAGUUCGAGGUGGAGAGGAAGGACGCGGACGGCUACAACUCGUCCAUGCCGGGCAGGCCCCAGCAUCCUCCGCAGCUCAUGUCGCCUCUACUGCCCACCCCCCUGCAUCCCUUCUCGUCCACCGCCGGCGGUCCGGGACCUGGCGGCAUCCCCUUGGCGACGCACACGCACAUGCCCGACGGCACCACGGACAGCUGGUCCAGCUACUAUGGCAAACCGAGGAAAGAUGGCGUCGGCAAGCCGUUCAGCAAUAAGAACCCUUCACGCAAGCAGCGAUGCAGGGAUUACGACGAAAAAGGAUUUUGCGUCCGCGGUGACCUGUGCCCGUUCGACCACGGCAACGAUCCUCUCAUCGUAGAUGACGUCAAUCUGCCAAACAUCAUCCCUUUCCCGCCACCGCCAGUGAUACCCCCCGGUGGGCUGCCCAUGCCACCGCCCAUUACCGAGCCAACCCCCUCACUCAGGAUACCGCCGCCACCGAUGCCGCCCUAUGGCCAGCCACCGCCACCUGGCGUCUUUUCGUUGACUGGACCUCCUCCACUGAUCGCAACCAGUGGAAUGGAAGCGCCCAACCACCAGUCGGCGAUCACGUCGUCGCCUCCAGUCGGACCGCCCGGCGUGAGGCUGCCGCCACCUCUUCCUUUGCCUCCUCUGCCUCCUCCCUCCUCUUCGUCGGUGUCGCUGCGUCCCCGUUAUGUCCAGUCUGAAUAUAACUACGAUCCAGAGGGCUAUAACCCAGAAUCGCCAGGACUGACUGGUGCAGGUCGCAACCAGUAUCGCCAAUUCAUUCCCAGAGUGCAGACGCAGCGCCCCAACCUCAUUGGCCUCACGUCCAAUGACGGACAAGGCUCCAGAGCUGCUAACAUAGUGAUCCAGACGGAGCCCGCAACUCCCGCCAGCACACUGGGAAGCAACAUGUCCUGUUUCAACUCCGAGCAGCACAACAGGAAGAGACCCAUGGGCUGUAUGAUAGCUGAGGGACCCACGGCUAAAAAACCCUGGAUGCAGAAGCCAAACUUCAACAACAAAGGCAGCUUCCCAAAGAGGAACUUCCACGUGAACACCAAGCUGGAGGUGCGCAAUAUCCCGCCUGAGCUCAACACCAUCACCAAGCUCAAUGAGCACUUCAGCAAGUUUGGGACCAUUGUGAACAUUCAGGUGGUGUUCGGCGGCGACCCAGAGGUGGCGUUGAUCCAGUUCACAUCCAACGAAGAAGCCCGUCGGGCCAUGUACUCCGUGGAGGCGGUGCUAAACAACCGCUUCAUCAACAUGCGCUGGCAUCGCAAGUUCAGCAUGCCGGGGAUUCACCAGCUGGAGCAGGGCACGGGGAGCCAGGUGGCCGGGUCCGCUCCCAACCUCGGGCCGCAGGGUAUGAAGCAGCACAAUCCUGCCACUUACGUGCUGAACAAGCAUCGGUCGCCAGCGCCGGUAGGCCCCACGAGCACGCCUGACAACCUGAACCCCAGUGCAGAAGCUGGCAAUGUGGCGCCGACGCUGACAAACACCCAGAAGGGCCCCUACGCUUCCAACCCGCUCAAGUCGUCCUCCAAGUGCCUUGGGAAAACGGCGAAAGCGCUGGAAGCACAGGAAGCCCUGAAGAAGAAACAGGAAGCGUUAAAACUACAGCAUGACUUGCGAAAGAAGAAGCAAGAAAUGUUAAAGACACAGAUUGAGUGUCAGAAGGCGCUGAUUAACCGUCUGGAGAAGAACAGGGGGAUGAAACCAGAGGAAAGAGCCAACAUCAUGAAGACACUGAAGGAACUGACUGAAAAGAUAGCCCAGCUCCAGAAUGAAAUGAAUCCGGCCUCCCAGGUCUCCAAGGCCAAUCACAACCAGCCCAAGACAAAGACCGACGCCCAGAAGGAGCUGCUGGAUGCUGAGUUGGAUUUCCACAAGAAGCUAAGCUCUGGAGAAGACACGACAGAUCUCAAGAGAAAACUGGGCCAGCUACAGAAGGAGGCAACACAACUUGGCAUCCUGCGAUCCCCGACGUGUCGAGGCCGCGGCCGGGGGAAGGUUCCGCCGGAAGCAGGCGCCAUUCGCGCGAGGGGCCGCAGCGGUUCUGUAAACCGCAUGGUGGUGGACCACCGGCCCAGAGCUCUGUCUAUCGUGGGGGUCACUCAGGAGGAGAAGGAGGAGCUCAUGUCACACUUUGUGAAAUUUGGUGAUCUAGAGGAUCUCAGUGACCAGGACGCCACCAGUGUCGUCAUGACCUUCAAGACUCGGAGCGAAGCCGAGAAUGCAGCCAACCAGGGAGCCAAGUUCAAAGGUCGCGUGUUGCAAAUUUCCUGGCACAAGCCUAAAACGCCCUCUGUCACCACAGAGCCUGAGGAGGAGGAGUCCAAAGACGACAACAACACGCAGAAGGAAGGUCGCUCCUAUGUGCCCGGCGAGGAGGAAGAAGAGGAAGAGGACGAUGACGAAGACGACAAGUAUGAAAGCCGAUCUUGGAGACGAUGAAGGCGUCCUUACGACAGCGAAAAAAAUCGCCGUUGCGGAUAACACGGAAGGACCCCCCUUUUUUCUUAGAAUUUUCAACAAAGUCAUUUUAAGACUAACAGAAGUUUGGUUUUCUCGGGUUUCCCCCCACUCAACAAAACGAUCUCACUUUUGCUGAGAAAGGCGAAGGUUCAGUUCUCCAAGAUAGUUUAAAUGUGCUUACUUUACUGUCGGUAAUGCACAACAUUUGCAUCUACUGUGAAAAGCUAUUUUUAUACAUAACUGUAUUUAAAAUUGUUUUUUUUGGGGGGGGGGGGCAAUGCAGUCUCAGUUAAAUGACCACAAUAAUUUAUUUCUUUGCCUCUUACCUGCUCUAGCUCGGCAACAAUUGGAUUCAGAAAUGAAAAUACAUUGAACCCACAAAUGCUUCCAUUCAUUCAUUUAGUAUGGCCCUUUGAGGACUUUCUAAAAACUAAUAGGAAAAUCACCUUGUGGUCAUUUACUGUAAAUAUAUCACAUUUCUUUUUAAUUUCCACUCUGCUUCUCAAGCAAACAAAAAGACGAGCCAGUCAUUCCUAAAUAUCGAUAGACAGAUGUUUGAAUGUAAAAAAAAAAAAAAAAAAAAAAAGCAGUUGAUUUUAACAUCUAGAGAAUUAUAAUGGAAUUUCUUUCUUUGCCUUACACCCGUCAGCCCCUCGGCGGAAUUUUUUACAAGAUGUGGUUCACUUUUUCUUUGUUUUUGUGUAAAUUUUGUACAUUUGCUUAAAAACAUUUGCAUUUCAGUUUUCUGUCAUUUUAAUCUGGGGGAGGGAAAACAUGAUCCUGUUUCAUUAAAUCGUUCCCCCUUAAAGAUUUAUUUCUAGUUUCCUGCUUUAUACUGUAUCAAAAUUCAACCGUAAUCCACAUAGUAAUGUUUACACGCACCCUGAUGUGGAGUUGCUUGAUUGCAUUCAUUUUUGGGGGAGUAAAAAACUAAAACCAAAAGAAUAUUUAUUGAACUUUUCCUGCAUGUAAAUACACUCACUGUGUCCUUUGGAGUCAUCUUCGCGCCUAGAUUACUUUUCUCACAAGUCCAUAAUAAGUUCUCUGUUGGUUUUAAAAAGGACAAAGUAACUGGUUUCUUGUAUAUUCAGAGAAGUUGCUCUCUAUCCCACUUUUUUUUUUUUUGUACUCGUGUGUGUUUGCUAAUACACCGUAGUGUUAAAAAAAAAAAAUUGUAAGUUUAUCGGAUAAUAGUUUUGGAUUUGUUACUGUUUAUAUUUACAGGAUGUGGAUGAUGACGAUGAUGUAUUUUUCAUGUCAUUUUGCUCGUAAAAAGAUGGAUUUCUAAUUUACAAGCAUGUUUGCUUUUGCCAAUAAAGACAAGGAAUGGGCUGCUUGG
Molecule: messenger RNA, 4540 nt
Organism: Phycodurus eques (leafy seadragon)
Lineage: Eukaryota; Metazoa; Chordata; Actinopteri; Syngnathiformes; Syngnathidae
Gene: rbm27
Product: RNA binding motif protein 27
Exons: 21
Coding region: 121-3180 (1019 amino acids)
Biological process (GO): mRNA processing
Cellular component (GO): nucleus
Molecular function (GO): RNA binding; metal ion binding
Source: RefSeq, a predicted model, not a curated record